Messenger RNA from Fusarium musae, 603 nucleotides. RefSeq lists its product as uncharacterized. Lineage: Eukaryota; Fungi; Ascomycota; Sordariomycetes; Hypocreales; Nectriaceae. Bases 1 to 603 code for a protein of 200 amino acids. The record is from RefSeq and is a predicted model, not a curated record. Gene Ontology annotation, molecular function: hexosyltransferase activity. Gene Ontology annotation, cellular component: UDP-N-acetylglucosamine transferase complex; extrinsic component of endoplasmic reticulum membrane. The transcript has 3 exons. Gene Ontology annotation, biological process: dolichol-linked oligosaccharide biosynthetic process.
AUGGAGAGGCCUCGUCUUGACCGCGUGUGUCUUGUCACGGUCGGCGCGACCACGGGGUUUGGAAAACUCGUUGAAUCAGUACUUCAGCCAAGUUUCUGGCAAUACAUGCAUUCACAGAGUUUUACUCAACUGCGCGUACAAUGCGGCCCUGAUCUUGCCCGGGCGAGGAAACAACUUGCCGAUCGCAAAGAUGACAUUCCAUCGGCCCUAUGUAUCGACCUAUUUGCAUCCAGAAAAAAUCUCAUGAAGGAGGAAAUGUCUCUAUGCAAGGACGCUGAUGGCAAGAGACAACUUGGCCUUGUGAUAUCCCACGCUGGUACGGGAACAAUCCUGGAUGCGUGGAAGAUGGGGUUGCCUCUUAUCGUUGUACCAAAUAUACAUCUUUUGAACGAUCACCAGACUGAGAUGGCUAAACAUCUCUCCAAGGAGGGUGCCGAAGAUCUUGAAGAAGCUAUCCAUAAGGUGGGACUUCUCUGGGAGGAGAACAAGACUCGUUGGCCUCCACACGUUAUUCCCUCCCAACAACCCAAGAGGCUUCGCUUGUGGGAUCUCGCCCCUGAAGACGUCGCCAAAGAACAGAAGGCCACGAUGGUGCAUGAUUAG